CAAAAACAUAGCCCACUCCUCUUCCCUCAUUCGGCCGAUCUAUGAAGAAAGAGAUCUCUCGAACUUCACAUGAAAGCAAAGAAUUCUCAAACUCUAGGGUUUCAAGAUUCAUACUUGGCUUGAUUCAGUUCAGGUUUUUGGUGAUUGGAGUUCAAUCAGAACAAUCAAUGGCGCAUCAUGUUUGACUCCGUUUACUUACUUUCUCUGCUUUGUCAUAGCUCAGGAAGCAAGAAAUCAACGGCUGUAUCUUCAUCAAGCAGUAGUAUUUGUAUUCAUCAACUUAUCUUAACUGCUCGGUAUUUAAAGUUUAAACGUAGAUCAGUGAAAGUCUGUGUUUGAACUUGCUUAAUUAGGCUCUGGUUUUCCGGGAGAGUGAGAAGAAAAUUCCUGUUUUUUUUCUUCUAUUUUUUUUUCGGGAAAAUAGGGGAGUAAAACUUUAGGCAAUGGUGGGUGGGAGGGGGAGAGGGAUACGUUUUAGCAAACUCUAUACUUUUUCGUGUGUUCGAUCUUCGUUUAGGGAAGAUCGUUCACAAAUUGGGCAGAAAGGGUACACGAGAGUAGUGUAUUGCAACGAUCCUGAUAAUCCAGAAGCGGUUCAGCUAAAUUAUAGGGGGAAUUAUGUAUCCACUACCAAGUAUACUGCAGUGAAUUUUUUACCGAAGUCUUUGUUUGAGCAAUUUAGGAGGGUUGCGAAUAUAUAUUUUCUUGUUGUGGCUUGUGUUUCGUUUAGUCCACUGGCUCCUUACUCCGCCCUUAGUGUUCUUGCACCGUUGUUGGUGGUUAUUGGAGCUACCAUGGCCAAGGAAGCUGUUGAAGAUUGGAGGCGAAGAAAACAGGAUAUAGAAGCCAACAAUCGGAGGGUCCAAGUGUAUAGGAAUAAUAGUUUCUGCAAGGCCAAAUGGAAGGAUCUCAGAGUUGGUGACAUUGUUAAGGUUGACAAGGAUGAAUUUUUUCCUGCUGAUUUGUUUCUACUCUCAUCAAGCUAUGAGGAUGGCAUUUGUUAUGUUGAGACAAUGAACCUUGAUGGAGAGACUAAUCUGAAACUUAAACAUGCUUUGGAGGAGACAUCUUCUCUCCGUGAUGAAAAAUCAUUUCAGCAAUUUAAGGCAGUCAUCAACUGUGAGGACCCAAAUGAAGAUCUUUAUUCCUUUGUUGGAACUUUGUCCUAUAAUGGCACCCCCCAUGAACUUUCCUUGCAACAGACUCUUUUGAGAGAUUCUAAGCUUAGAAAUACUGAUUGCAUUUAUGGUGUAGUUAUUUUUACUGGGCAUGACACAAAAGUGAUGCAGAAUGCUACAGAUCCUCCUUCAAAAAGGAGUAAGAUUGAGAGGAGAAUGGAUAAGAUAGUCUAUAUCCUCUUCAGUACUCUAGUUUUAAUAUCUUUUAUUGGAUCUGUUUUUUUUGGAACUGAGACUAGGAAAGAUAUAAGUGGUGGAAAGUAUAGAAGAUGGUACCUUCGACCAGAUGAUACAACUGUGUUUUAUGACCAAAGACCAGUACUAGCUGCAUUUCUUCAUUUCUUGACAGGGCUUAUGUUGUAUGGAUAUUUGAUACCAAUAUCAUUGUAUGUCUCCAUUGAGAUUGUGAAAGUUUUACAGAGUAUUUUCAUUAACCAGGAUCAGGAUAUGUAUUAUGAGGAAACAGACAAACCAGCACAUGCACGCACAUCUAAUUUGAAUGAGGAGCUUGGUCAAGUUGAUACAAUACUGUCUGACAAAACGGGUACUUUGACAUGUAACUCCAUGGAGUUCGUAAAAUGUUCAAUAGCAGGCACUGCUUAUGGACGUGGUAUGACAGAAGUGGAAAGGGCAUUGGUGAGGAGAAAUGAUAGGCCACAUGAAGUGGGUGAUGCUUCAUCUGACUUACUAGGUGAUAGUGGUGAAAGGGACUUGGGAAAGCCAAUUAAGGGUUUCAACUUUAGAGAUGAACGCAUAAUGCAUGGUCGGUGGGUUAAUGAACCUCAUGCAGAUGUUAUACAAAGGUUCUUUCGAGUAUUGGCAAUUUGCCAUACGGCCAUUCCAGAUAUAAAUGAAGGUGAAAUUUCUUAUGAAGCCGAGUCACCAGAUGAAGCAGCCUUUGUCAUAGCUGCAAGGGAGCUUGGUUUUGAGUUUUUUUCAAGGAAACAAACGUGCAUCUCAUUGCAUGAGUUAGAUCAUAAGAGUGGCAGAGAGGUUGACAGAACGUACAAGCUUCUUCAUGUCUUAGAAUUCAAGAGUUCUCGUAAAAGAAUGUCUGUGAUUGUAAGGAAUCCAGAGAAUCAGUUGUUGCUCCUUUCCAAGGGUGCAGACAGUGUAAUGUUUGACAGACUCUCCAAGGAGGGGCGAAUGUUUGAGGCUCAGACCCGGGAUCACAUCAGAAAAUAUGCUGAGGCAGGGUUACGUACUUUGGUACUUGCGUACCGUGAUCUUGAUGAAGAAGAGUAUGAGGCAUGGGAAGAGGAGUUUUCAAGGGCCAAAACUUCUGUUGGUGCAGAUCAUGAUGCCUUGGUGGAUGCUGCUUGUGAUAAAAUUGAGAGGGAUUUAAUUCUUCUUGGUGCUACAGCUGUUGAAGACAAGCUGCAAAAAGGGGUUCCUGAGUGCAUUGACAGGCUUGCACAGGCUGGUAUUAAAAUCUGGGUCUUAACUGGUGAUAAAAUGGAAACUGCAAUUAAUAUUGGGUAUGCAUGUAGUUUACUGAGGCAAGGGAUGAAGCAAAUAGUGAUUACACUAGAUUCACAAGAUAUCGAUGUUUUGCGGAAACAGGGGGACAAGGAGGCCAUUGCAAAGGCUUCUUGUGAAAGCAUAAGGAAGCAAAUUAGAGAAGGAAAAUCUCAACUUAUUUCAGCUAAAGAAAAUUCUGUCUCAUCUGCUCUGAUAAUUGAUGGUGAAUCUCUGAGUUUUGCUCUCAACAAGAAUCUUGAGAAGUCAUUUUUGGAACUUGCAAUAGAUUGUGCUUCCGUUAUUUGCUGUCGCUCUUCUCCCAAACAGAAAGCUCUUGUUACAAGAUUGGUCAAAAUGGGGACAGGCGAAACAACUCUAGCAAUAGGUGAUGGGGCAAAUGAUGUUGGCAUGCUUCAAGAGGCUGAUAUUGGAGUUGGCAUUAGUGGUGUCGAAGGCAUGCAGGCUGUGAUGUCCAGUGAUUUUGCAAUAGCUCAAUUCCGUUUUCUGGAACGUUUGUUGCUGGUUCAUGGCCAUUGGUGUUACAGGCGAAUAUCAAUGAUGAUAUGCUACUUCUUCUACAAGAACAUUGCUUUUGGGUUUACCCUAUUUUGGUUUGAGGCUUAUGCUUCUUUCUCUGGUCAACCUGCUUAUAAUGAUUGGUACAUGUCCUUCUACAAUGUCUUCUUCACUUCACUUCCUGUGAUUGCUCUUGGUGUUUUCGAUCAGGAUGUUUCCGCACGCCUUUGCCUCAAGUACCCUUUAUUAUAUCAGGAAGGAGUACAGAACAUUCUCUUCAGCUGGCCCCGAAUACUUGGGUGGAUGUCUAAUGGGGUUAUAAGCUCUAUAAUUAUCUUCUUCUUCACCACCAAGUCCAUCAUUCCCCAAGCCUUCCGAAGAGACGGCCAAGUAACUGACUUCGAAGUCCUUGGGGCCACAAUGUAUACUAGUGUAGUGUGGGCAGUGAACUGCCAAAUAGCACUCUCCAUCAACUACUUCACUUGGAUCCAACACUUCUUCAUUUGGGGCAGCAUCAUCUUCUGGUAUAUAUUCUUGGUGAUUUAUGGAUCUCUCUCCCCAACGGUGUCUACAACAGCAUACCGGGUUCUCGUUGAAGCCUGUGCUCCCAGUGUUCUCUACUGGCUGGCCACCCUUCUCGGUGUCAUCUCCACUUUGUUGCCCUACUUUUCAUACAGGGCUUUCCAGACAAGAUUUCGACCCUUGUACCAUGAUAUAAUUCAACAAAAACGGUCAGAAGGCUUAGAGACUGACGACACUCCCAAUGAGUUGCCUCACCGGGUCAGGGACAAAAUACAGCAUCUGAAGAUGGGACUGAGGCGGAGUUGACAAUGCCAGUCGAUGUUCGCAUUAACCCCAUUAGUUCCUUAGCUUCUGUACAUGUUACACGCAUUUUAAACACAGGUAGGAAGGUGAUCAUGUAGAGUCGCAAUGUAAAAAGCCAAUGAAUUCAAGUAUAAUGGGGGGUAUCCCACCCUGUACCUGCGCUCUCCCAGGUACCUAAUUAUCCUAUGUAAGCUUCUUUUGUGUGUAAUUUUGAUGAUAUAUGAAUGCAUUCCUUUCCCCCCGUAUCUCCCA
This is a messenger RNA of Vitis riparia (riverbank grape), 4232 nucleotides long. Its product is annotated as probable phospholipid-transporting ATPase 8. Gene Ontology annotation, biological process: phospholipid translocation. Gene Ontology annotation, molecular function: ATPase-coupled intramembrane lipid carrier activity; ATP binding; magnesium ion binding. Lineage: Eukaryota; Viridiplantae; Streptophyta; Magnoliopsida; Vitales; Vitaceae. Gene Ontology annotation, cellular component: plasma membrane. The record is from RefSeq and is a predicted model, not a curated record.